GCACAGUGAGCGGUUGCAUUAUCAGAUAAGUACCUACAUUUCUUGCUUGAAAAAUAUGUUGAGAAUAAGACAACUGCCACAAGUUUUGCAAGAGAUUGCUGAAAAAGAGCUAAAUGAAAAGUCGGAAAGAUUGAUUUCUGAUGUUGCAGCUAUUAGAAGUUGGCUCAAAAGACAACCGCAUUUACACACUGUCAAUCCACCCGAUCAAAUAUUAGUGUCGUUCUUACGAGGAAAUAAAUUUAGCCUUGAAAGGACAAAAGAAAAGCUCGACAUGACUUAUACACUACGUACUGUGGUUCCUGAAUUAUUUCAAAAUAGAGAUCCCUUAGAUACAAAAUUGAAUGAAAUCUUAAAAAGGGGCUUUUCGUUACCAUUGAACAAUACAUUGAAGCCAGGUUGUGGUCGUCCAGUACUAUUGCGUUAUGGUUUUCCUGAUGGAAAGUUAUUUCCAGCGGAAGAUCUUAUGAAAGUUUGUUACAUGGUGAUUGAGAUUUUAAUGCAAGAAGAUGACAAUUUUAUAGUCGUUGGGGAGGAAGCUAUUGUAGACUUAAAGGACAUCAGUUUAGCUGCUGUCGGUCAAUGGACACCAGCAUUAGCGAAGAAAGUUAUAACAUCCUUCGAGAAGGCUCUCCCAAUUCGUGUCAAGAAUAUGCACUUGCUGAACCCACCGCCCGGAUUUGAAACUAUGUUUGCUUUUAUAAAGUCAUUUAUGAGCGAAAAGUUGAAAAAGAGGAUUCAUCUCCAUAAUCCACCAUACAAAACGUUUCAUGAACAGUUUUCACAAGAGUCUCUACCCGUUGAAUACGGUGGAAAGAACGGGACCAUACAAGAGCUUACGGAUUAUUGGAAAGCGAAAGUGGAAAGCUAUCGGGACUGGUUCCUCGCUGAGGAAAAAAUACGCUCGGACGAGUCUAAACGCCCAGAGAAACCCAAGACUGCAUCUUCACUAUUUGGAAUUGAAGGCUCCUUCCGAAAGCUUGAUGUUGACUGA
Molecule: messenger RNA, 991 nt
Organism: Zerene cesonia (dogface butterfly)
Lineage: Eukaryota; Metazoa; Arthropoda; Insecta; Lepidoptera; Pieridae
Product: alpha-tocopherol transfer protein-like
Exons: 7
Coding region: 56-991 (311 amino acids)
Cellular component (GO): membrane
Molecular function (GO): phosphatidylinositol bisphosphate binding
Source: RefSeq, a predicted model, not a curated record